UGAGCCAAGUCUUGGCCAUAGUAGAUUGUGUAAUUUCAUUACCCGCACAGUGUUAUAUCAGAUACGAAGCCUACUUACUCUUUGUUCAGCAAGGAUUGUAUGGUCAGAAAUUACAAUAAUGUCUGUGAAAACGUUGUUUUAAUUAUUUGUACUAUCUAAAAUGAGAGUAUUGAAUAUGGACGAGAAAACACCGGAAAUUCAUUACAAUCGCGGCUGGUCUUUUAUAGUGACUUUAUCAUAGAGAGACUCUCAUAAACCCUUAAUCUGGAAAUAAACAGCCAUGGAAAAUAGUUCAUGCUUAAUUCUGUAUUAAACAACUAAUAAACCGAAGAAAAGCACCGUAUUUAUGUUGUACUGUGGAAGUUUACUGUCGAGCUUCGUGAUAAUAGCGCCGCUAGGCAGGCAUGAGCAGAGCCGAUUCUGCAGAAAAUGAGGAUUGGACGUGAGCUACGUGCGCAUCCAGGAGUAGACGACAUGACAUGGAGAGACUGGAAAACACGGACCUUAUAAAUGCACGCGGACGCGAGAGUGUCAGUUCACCGCAAGAGAGAGUCACCAGUGGCUGUUGUGAGUCUCACAUGGUGAGUACAAUGGGUCUGAACGCGACCACGGCGGAGGAGCUGCUGGCUGGACAUGCGUCUAGAUCUGGAUCCGGGACCACGCUUUUGAAGGAGUUGAAAAGCGGGUUGCCUUUGUAUAAUGGUGGAGGAGAAGCGGUGUCCCCUUCACCUACAGCCGAAGGAAGUUAUCAUGAUGUCCCUAAGCAGAUGCAAAGCGGGUGUUUACAUCCAAAUGGAUUGGUGGAGACUCCCCAUGCUCACGUUGAGAGGACUUCAAAAAGACUUUGUGGAGAUGUGCGAUUAAGACAACUCCAGUACCAGAGGAAAAAAGAUGAGGAAAACAGAGACUGUGGUUGUCCCGGAAUGGGUUCUGGAUCUGGUGGUUCUUCGGAAAUGCCCCAUGGACUGGACGCUCCUUCGCUUGAAUGCAAAAGGAGGAGGCUUGAAGUGGGUCCUAAAACAGACUCUAGUAAAAGCACACAGGCUGUCGCUCCCCUUGCAGCCAAUCACCAACACAAGAACUGCAGCGUUCCCAGCUCCCCGACCCUCAGUUGGGUCCAUCACAAUGGGCACAAAGCUGCAAUGAACCACGCGGCCCCCGGGCAGGACGAGGUGCUGUCGGCGCCGCCUGCGUUGGCCACCAGUGCAGGAUGGUCUCCAGAGCACAUGGCUCAGCAGUACAUAGUUCCCUGUAUGAAGUUCUAUGGCAUUUGCGUCAAAGAUGUCUUUCUGGGUGAUCGAUUGGGCGGUAGGGUCCUGGAGGAAGUGGAGACCCUAAAUCGCAGCGGGAAGUUCAAAGGCGGCCAGUUGGUCAUCCAAAAGAGCAUCCCCUCUAAGAACAUCCGUGGAGACCAGAUAGCCUGGGUCGAAGGCAACGAGCCGGGCUGCGAGAACAUCGGAGGCCUCAUGGCUCACAUCGAUGAGGCCAUCAUGCGCAGUGCGGCCAAUGGACAGCUGGGGGAUUAUGUCAUCAAUGGCCGCACAAAGGCUAUGGUGGCAUGUUACCCUGGCAACGGAACAGGAUAUGUGCGACAUGUGGACAAUCCUAACGGUGACGGACGCUGCAUAACCUGCAUCUACUAUCUGAACAAGGACUGGGAUGUGAAGGUUCAUGGAGGUUUAUUGCAGAUCUACCCCGAGGGACGUAAUGUUGUUGCCAACAUCGAGCCUCUCUUUGACCGUCUGCUCAUUUUCUGGUCAGAUCGCCGGAAUCCACAUGAGGUGAAACCAGCUUUUGCCACCCGCUAUGCCAUCACCGUUUGGUACUUUGAUGCAAAAGAGCGGGCCGAAGCUAAGGAGAAGUACAGACUGGCUACAGGACAGAAAGGAGUUAAAGUGCCCGUCACACAGAGCAGCAAGACCUGAAACUCAGGCAGUCGAGUGAACUCUCAAGUGUGUCCUGUUCAUGCGUGUGGAUGCCUGCGCUUCUGCGCGAUUGGACGUUUUCAAGAGAAGAUGCGAGAAGCCCAACAUUCACUGCUCUUUCUGUGGCCUCAAACAUCCAACAAGUUUGAAUUGCUUGGGUGAACACGGGACUGUUUUUAAAUGAACGCCACGGUGUCUCAAACUUGAUGGUCGCGGCACCGAAAGGCUGGCAGGAAUGGCCGAUUCUUCCUCAUCCCGUGGAAAGUCAACAACAGAAACAUCACGAAUGGACUUCAGUUACUUUAGUAUUUUGAGUAAUUACUUAAUUAAAUAAGAAUUACAAUCUCUAAACUCAACCCUCGCUUUUCACGACACUACACUCCUGUGUGUAAGUGAGACUUUCUAGUGGCCUUUGUCAUAUCCUGUUCUGCCCCAUGAGUGUGUAACCACUGACAUCUGACUUACGCCAGUGCUCAGCUAGAUCAUGAAAACUGACAUAAAAUAACCAACGAUCACAUUAUACAUGAAUGCUUCAGUGGACAGAAUCCCUUACGACUGAGCCUGAGUCCUAGGAAACAUUCAGGGUGAAUUUACUCAGAACGAACAGCGCCCUCUGGAGGUGAUCAUUUUCACGGCCGGCCUUGCUGCAGGAAUUAUGCGAAUGUGGUAGCAACAGAAAAAUUUGCACAGAAAGCAAAUUUGAAUGCCGCAGUUCCCCAGUUUUCCGGAGAAUUUAGGGCCGUACGCGUAGGAUGUAUACUUCUGGUCCGACUGCGCUAUUUUUUUUAAUUGUCUUUGCUUUUGCGUCAGUUUCGCUCCACGAGAUGUAAAAUGUAAUUCAACUUUGAUAAACUCAUCCAGAAUGUGUCCUGUGUGAACAGCCCCAACCCUUAAUUUCUAAUGCUUUUCUCAGACUGUAUUGUACUUUCGGAUGCAGAGAUAAUAAAAUUGCGGCCGAUAAUGAUAAUCGACAAUUAAUGUUUAAUAUUAUUUUAUGGCCGAUAGUUGAUAAAUUGACAAUAUUAAAAUUUGAUACUGUUUUGCAAUAAUAAAUUUAAAAUUAAAUACUAUAAAGUGAAUUUAGUCAUUUUAAAUGCUACAUGUUAAUUUAGGCACCAUAUCAUAAUGUACAGUAUGAAAAAUUAUUACAUUUAACUGUGUUAUUAAAUUAUUAGGGUUUUUAAAGAAAUUUAAGUGUUGCAACAACGAUAAUUAAAUGUAAAAAUACAGAAAAUGAGCUAUACAAUUACAUACAUCCAAUAUCGAUAAAUUAAAAAAACAAUAUCGGCCGAUAACCGAUAUGGCACCGAUAUAUUGUACAUUCCAAACUGUGACAAU
Molecule: messenger RNA, 3263 nt
Organism: Megalobrama amblycephala (Wuchang bream)
Lineage: Eukaryota; Metazoa; Chordata; Actinopteri; Cypriniformes; Xenocyprididae
Gene: egln2
Product: egl-9 family hypoxia-inducible factor 2
Exons: 6
Coding region: 480-1925 (481 amino acids)
Biological process (GO): cellular response to hypoxia; peptidyl-proline hydroxylation to 4-hydroxy-L-proline
Cellular component (GO): cytoplasm; nucleus
Molecular function (GO): L-ascorbic acid binding; peptidyl-proline 4-dioxygenase activity; ferrous iron binding
Source: RefSeq, a predicted model, not a curated record